This is a messenger RNA of Caenorhabditis remanei, 1140 nucleotides long. RefSeq lists its product as uncharacterized. Gene Ontology annotation, cellular component: cytoplasm; nucleus. The transcript is spliced from 5 exons. Gene Ontology annotation, biological process: mRNA splicing, via spliceosome; regulation of alternative mRNA splicing, via spliceosome. Gene Ontology annotation, molecular function: mRNA binding. Lineage: Eukaryota; Metazoa; Nematoda; Chromadorea; Rhabditida; Rhabditidae. The record is from RefSeq and is a predicted model, not a curated record. Bases 1 to 1140 code for a protein of 379 amino acids.
AUGAACUCAAUCAAUGAUGCUUCGAUAAAGAAAAUUACGGAGAGCAAUCGCAUUAAAAAGAAGAAGCCGAAUCCAAGAUCUGUGAAGUGCCGACAACAGGAGAAAGAAGGAACAACGAAGCCGACACCGCCAUCUUCUCGUCCUCAAAAUGCCACCGACGGUCCAGCCAAUAAGAAUGCGAACUGCGGACAAGAGGAUGAGGAUGGAGAUCGACCAUUGUCGAUCAAAUUUCUCAUUCCGUCCUCGACAGUUGGUGCGAUUAUUGGAAAGAAUGGAGAGGCGAUGAACAAUUUAAGGAAAAAUCACAAGUGCCAAAUUCAGAUCACCAAAGAAGGUGACACUUAUCCAGGUACCACCGAGAAUAUCUGUUUCAUGAAAGGUCGCCUCAACGGCAUUAUGGCAGUGAUCGAGUCAAUUCAAGACAAAAUCCGCAAGAAAUGCGGCAACAAAACGGGAAACGACGAGUACGACUUCGACACUCCGCGUGGAAACGAGAUGAAGAUUGUGGUGCCGAACACGUCGGCCAAAAUGAUUAGGGCCAAGGAUAAAACACUCAUCAAGCUGAUUCGAAAGCGUUUCACGUGCCAGAUUGAAAUCUAUCCGAAGGACGUGUCUGUGGCGGUGAAGAGGGAAAGAGUUGUCACAGUGGCUCACGAGGAAUCGGCGACUCUCCUAAAAGCGGUUCGCCGAGUCUUACGAAAAGUCGCUUCGGAUCCCCACCACUCUUCGGAUAUCAAAAAAGAAGACUUCGCCCAGAAGACUCCGAAAGACCCCUCUUCCUGCAUUUUCUCCGCGAAUGAAUGCUUCAAUCGACUGAAAGAGGAAUACAGACGCACCGGGAAAGUCGAUUGCUGCCCAGCGAGAGACCGAGAGCAUCCGAUCGUCGCCGACGUCAAACAAUGGGUGAUCGAAUACAAGAAACUUCUUUCAAAAAGCCCUCCAAAACGAGACGACCCCUAUGACUUUACUGCAGCAUACAAUAGAGCCCGAGAAGCCGCAGAGGGGCGAAGAUUCGGAGCGAAGGAGCCGACGAGCGGCGAAGAUUCAGAGGAAUCACAGAGCCCGCUAAGCUUCAGCGAUUUUUUCGGACGCUUGUCCCCUAAAAGUCCAGGAAGUGCCGAAUCCCCAAAAUCACCAUAG